Messenger RNA from Cannabis sativa, 1531 nucleotides. Its product is annotated as phytolongin Phyl2.2. NCBI's taxonomy places the organism in Eukaryota, Viridiplantae, Streptophyta, Magnoliopsida, Rosales, Cannabaceae. The transcript has a single exon. Gene Ontology annotation, cellular component: membrane. The record is from RefSeq and is a predicted model, not a curated record. The coding region runs from base 456 to 1211 and encodes 251 amino acids.
UUACAUUGGUAGAUUUUUUUAACAAAGUAUAUUGAUUGGAAUUUUAUAUGAGUUUUAGAUUGGCAAUGGCAGCACAUAUUCCUUUGAUUAUUUUUCGUUAAAUAUAAAAGAGUUUAAGAACUACAGAAACAGAUUAUGUACCAAUCCAAUCCAGCUCUUCAAAAUUCUUUGUACCAAUCUUCUUCCCACCAUUUCAAACCCUAAUCAGGAUGAUCUGGCCGAACAGAAAUCUCAAUACAGAAAACCAAAGAUUCUGAUAUGUGCUUAAAAGAUUCAAAAUAUUCCAAGAUUUCGUUCUGAAUCCCAAAUCGAUAUCGUCUGAAUCGAUUCCAAUUAUUGAUGUGACUCGUAGGGUGGGGUUCAAAUUCAAGCUCGUAAAUCCCCGAUUCGAGAUUCGAUUUGAAUAUCUUGACUGUGUUUCUUCAAUUUGUUCUUGUCUUUGAAAUUUCGCAUCAAUGAUUACGAAUCCAGAUCUCAUCUACUACGCUUGCAUUGCUAGAAAGACCACAAUUCUUGCCGAGUUCACCAAAGAGGUCGAUCUCGAAGACUUGGCUCGUCAAUGCAUCCAGAAAUGUCCUCCAUUUCACUCCAUGUUCUCUCAUACCGUUAGAAAAAGAAACUACAUCUUCUUAAUCGAAGACCCUUUUGUCUAUUUCGCCAUUUCUGAUCAAAACCUCGAUCAAUCGGAGACCCUUUGGUUCUUGAACCGUAUUAAAUCCGGUUUCGAAGACGCCAGAUCGAAACGCAGCUCUGACAAUUUCAACUCUCAAGCGGAAUUCAAUUCGAUUUUAAGGGCAGUUAUGGUGUUGGACUUGGACUUGGACUUGGUGAGUCCAACGCCUAGUUUAUCGAGUGUUAGUCAAAAUCCCAGCUUGGAUUCUUCCGCUAGAGGUCAAAGUUUUGGGUUUACACCUUUGCUUGGGGUGAAACCCUUAAAGGGUUUGAAGAAGAAGAAAAAGAGACUGUCAGGGGAGACCAAUGGAGAUCUUGGAAGAGAUUCAAGUUUGGAGAACACAGUGGAUGUGUUUGAUGAUAAUGGUGGCGUGUCUAUGCAAAAGAGUGUUUCUCCUUACGUGGGUGAUCGCCAAAAGGCUAAACAGGUAUGGAGGAAGCAUGUUUGGGUGGUGUUGUUGCUGGAUUUGUUUGUUUGUGCAGUUCUGUUUGGGAUUUGGUUGUGGGUUUGUAGAGGGUUCAAAUGCAUUGAAAGUUGAAAUUUUGAGAAGUCUUUGAUUUGCUGUUCUGAGAGAAUUUUCGGUUGCAUUAAACUCUGAAUUUGAUUAUCAGCGAUUACACAAAAAGAAAAUACUCCAAAGGUUCAUAUGUGUAAGUAAGUGAUGUUGAUGUUGAUGUUGAUGUUGAUGUGCUCUUGAUUUUGUGUUCAUUUUGUACCUUAUUUAUUUCCAAUUACUACAUACCUUUUAUUUCGAGGUCAUCUAUAUAAAGUCUAGCUAGCUGUUGUCAGUGUCAUGUAAUGCAUAAAAAAUUGGAUAUACACAAAGAUAUUGGCAAUGCAAGCAAGACUUUGACAUUA